GCAGCCACAGAGCAGCGGCGGCGGCGGCAGCGCGCCUGCGCAGUGCAUCCAGGGGCUCGGCGGCGUUCGGUGCUGAAGUGGGGCGGAUGGCAGGAAAAACGGCGGCGAUGGACAUUACUCCGCGGGAUUCCCGUUUGCGAUGUCGCUGAACGGACACCGGGACGUCGCGUUUUCGCUCCCGUCGCCCUCGGACACUGACAGCCCGGCGCGAAGCGAUGCUGUACUUUAAUUGCUCCCUCUACUCCCAAGUCCAUAAAUGACCCUUUCACCGACAUCCGAGGAAGCCUAGGAGGCGACGUCGAGCGAAAAAACAAACGGAGCGGGUGAAAUAAGGAAACAAGGAGAGGAAGUUAUCACGCUUCGCCUCAGCUUGCGUGUCCGUGCCCGUCGGUCAGGGAUGGUGAGACCACUAACUUCUCUUCUCUGUGGUGAAAAGACCCUCCCUGCUUUGCCCCGAACCCGCAGCGAGCCAAACAGCCAGUGUUUCCGCCGAACCGACGCCCAGACAGUCCAGCGCCCAGUGUCUCCGUCAACCAGCCUGCUAUCGUCCAGCAACCUAUUACCUCACGCCAUGAUUGCUCUGUCUGACCUGUUUUUACAAACUCAGUAAUUCAUGCCCCGAAGUGUGAGCGGAGUGGAGAUGAGAAAAAGGCAGGCGGCUCACAUCGAGGCCCCCCCACAGGCCCCUGGACAGCCCCGACCCAACACCUGCUGCCUCUGCUGGUGCGGCUGCUGCAAGUGUCUCUGGAAUGAGGACAGGAUUGAGAGGAGUGAGCGACAGACCUGCACCAAGAUGGACAGUAUUGAAGCUGAAGAUGAACAAUGCCCCAGUCUAGAGGAGCUGCUGUCGUGGGCCCGGAGCUUCGAGAUGAUGCUGCGCUCGUUGGAGGGCCGGGAGAUCUUCCGGGAGUUCCUGCGCUCGGAGUAUAGCGAGGACAACCUGCUCUUCUGGUUGGCCUGUGAGGAGCUGAAGAAGGAGACCAAUCCCACCGUGGUGGAUGAGAAGGCCAGGAUUAUAUAUGAAGACUACGUGUCCAUAUUAUCGCCCAAAGAGGUGAGUCUGGACUCACGGGUCAGAGAAGGAAUAAACCAGAGUCUGGCUGAGCCCAGCAACCUGAUCUACGAGGAGGCCCAGCUCCAGAUCUACACCCUGAUGCACCGCGACUCCUUUCCCCGUUUCCUCAACUCCUCCGUUUACAGAGACCUCCUGGCCAACAGGAGGCGCACCUGCCUCGACCCCUAGACCCCUUCCACUCCUCCCUCAUUGCCAUCGUACACCAACGAGACUACUACUUAAACUUCAAAUACUACUAUGGUGCCAGAAGUCGGGUUUGGAAAAAAAUCUCUCCCUUUUUUGAUUGAAAAGACUGAAUGACAUCCAAGAUAGCUGGUUGUGUUUUUUUUUUUAUUUAUAUUUUUUAAGCAAUUUAUAUCCAGUUCCUCACUGGAGCCAGGUCGGCCUUUGCUGGUUGGUUAUUGGUCAAUUCAAGACCUUUAAUGCUGGCCAGUGAUUGUUUCGCUCGCAGUUUGUGCUGUUUGUUUCGGUUGACGGUGGCCAACCCACGUGGGUUGAAACGGCCGACCCGUUGGCCAGCCGUCGCUCACCUGUGGACGAGGACUCCUCAGGCGGCGGGGACAGAAAAAGAGAGGGAGAGAGAUGAAAAAGGACAAGCCAACUGUUCCUGUACUGUAAUAUUUAGACCUCAUGCUUUCUACCCUCACUUCUAAAGUUCUCUCUCUUUACUCAUUCUCUUUCAUGUUUUUAUUGUGUUUUUUCUAACUCUGUCCCAUUCCUCAGACAUGUUUUGAUUUUUGUCUUGUUUUUAAUUUUUCUGUACUAUCCAAACAUGACACCUAGUUGUUGGUGGGAGCUGGAGAGUCGGAGUUUUCUGCCCAUUUAACCAGUAGAAGCACUGGCUCUGCAUGUGACUCUCUCUCUCGACAGUAGCUUGACGAUGUAAGCCGCGGACUGCAACUGUUUUUGAAUAUUGAGAUGUAUUAAGAUGGGGACCUGUCUCUGUCCUGGUUGUUUUUGUUCAGUGAAGGGAAGUACACUUCUGCCCAUUUUAAGCUUACUGCCGUUUCGUUGAUGAGGAGAUUUAAUGGCUUCUGCAGCAGAGGCAGCCGCAAAAGCCACCCACCCAUCCAUCCAUCCAUCCAUCUGUCCAUCCACCCAUCCAUCCAUCCAUCUGUCCAUCCAUCCAUUUAUCCGUCCAUCCAGGCACUUUCCUUCUUUAGGAUUCUUUAACUGGGAGAAGUAAGGGCUAGAAUUGUGGUUGGGCAGCUACAUGUGUUAUUACUACUCAUGAACUUUAGACAAAAAAAACUCUCUUCACUGAGAAAAUCACAAUGCCUUUUACAUGUGAGGAAAAAGGCAGCACAAGCGCUGCUGGAGUUUUGCUGGAAAGCAACCACAGUUUGUCCAACGAUCCCUACCUCCCAUCCUGUUUCCCCCUCCCCCCCUUCCUCCCUCCAACUCAGACCAUCACAGCCUGACAAGCACAGGUGCCCAAUGUAGGGGUGGGAAACCCCCCCACCACUGGAUAACAUAAAAAGACCCCCACAUUGACUCCAAAAGGUCAUUUGCAUUUUGAAAUUCACGAGCAGAAGAGAAGGGUUUUACUCUCUAGUGUUUCACCUGGAAUUGAGUAGUUUGGAAAACGAGCAGACGCAGCAGGCACCCAUGUGAUUUUAAAAAAGGGUCCUCGAGCCCCGACCUUUGUCUGUAAGGCUCUAUCUUUAGAAGCUUUCGGUAAUAUGACAGUCGUCGAAGUUGAACGUCCAAUAUCUCAGUGCAGAUACGAGAACCAGGUGCCAAACAUGAUGUCAAAGAUGCUGUGAGGGGAUAUCAGGUGUGACAGGCUGUUAGGGUCUCGCUCUUUGCAGUGCGCGUCUGAUUGUCCAGCACAUGAAGUGAAUGGUUCUCCUUCAGUUAGCUGCUGCCCAUGUAAGACACUUCUGAUUUGUCUUUUUUAACCAGAGCUAAUGAAAAAGGUUGGCGUAACAAUGCUAACAUGCUAGCCUUUUUCUUUUUCUUCAGAAGGCUAACUAGAUGUCAGCAUGCUGUAGGCAAGCAGUUAGCAUGCUUGUGCUAGCCAUGCUAAUCGUCCAUCUCACUGCCAGCCCUCACACACACACUCCGGUUUGUCAUUUCUAAUCCGACUUUGACAGCAUGCGAUGAUAACGGCUAAAGUGUGCGUGUGUGUGUGUGUGUAUGGAAAAGUUACACACUUAACAGGAAAAAAAAAAUAGAAAAAACAACUUUAAGGGGGUCUUGCCAAAUGUCCCAUUAACAUUUUUAUUCUAUAAAAGGACAUUUAGUUUUUUGACGAUGUGAACAUUUGAACAUGAACUUUGUUUCUGGCCUGUGGACGUGCAGUAGAAAGUGCAUGAGUGCAGUAUAUGCUAUUUUUUAAAAUUAACUGGGGCCUCCAAGUGUUUUCCUCACGCCACGCGAUGGAUAACCGUCUCGGUUCAGUGGUUAGUGCAGUCUUAAUAAAGUGUCAAUUGAACAGUGCCACUCCUCACUGAUAAAUGUAGGCAUCCAUGUUGCCACCACCUGUAACUACCUGAAGUUCACGUGCCAAGUUUGAUCUAAAUUCAAUUCAACCGUAGACAACAGGAUGUCGAUUGAAGACGGUUGAAGUGCAAUUGGAUGUUUAGUAGUUUAACGAUAAUAGAUCACUGUCUAUUUGAAGCUGUGUCCUACUAUGUUAGACUGGUUUUGAAUCAUCUAAUAAAUUUCUAUCGUUAACACCUUUCUGUAUCCUGAUACUGGGACAGCUUUAAUUCCACAGAUGGAGAAUUCAAAAAUGUUUCUGCCUUUAGUUAGCAUAAACAGAUAUUUCAGAUAUUUUUAGUUAUAAAUCAGCCAAAUUGACACUGUAAAGUCAAGAAGUCUAAACCAAUAAUCACGUUUUUUGCGAUGUUCUUUAUUGAAAAUAUAAAAUAUUUAAUCUUUGGCAAUACUCACAUUUCACUCUACAUUAAUAUCCAUAAGGGCUCGAUUGAAACUGCUUAGCUGCUUUACUGAGGAGCCGUGCAUGCAUGCGCCCAGUUGAUCGGAAGCAGAGGAAGACAGACUCGAUAACCAAUUCUGAAUCGAAAAGGAUCAAAUUCUACAUUUAGUCCCUGGAAACAUGAACAUUUUCGAGGUUUGUAAUUUGGAUUUCCGAGUCAGCAGAAAGCGCUCUCGCAGGCAGAUUUCUCUUCUGCACAGUUCAGCUAUGUUUUCUUGUCGCUGAGUCUAUACAGUGAUUAACAUGAGAAUGUUCCACCAAGAACCAGAUAAUGAACUCAUGGUGCAAUUAAACCAAGUUUACAUUUAUAAAUUGUGAGAUGUGUGUACCUUAAUAAAAUACUCAUAACAGCAGAGAGGUCAGCAGGUUUAAGACGGACACCGUCCCUGCCCAGUGCGAACGGACACGUUCACGAGAACCGGGAGAGUUUUAGAGGGAGGACGGACGCAGCAGGAAACCCAGCUUCCCUGCUCACAUCCGUCCCUCUUAAUUUAUUGUGACUUUUACACGGUCGGGGGGGGGGAGAAGUCCACGGUUGUUUAUUUUUAAUAACUGAAUUUCAAAUGUGGAUUUUACAAGCAAUGAUGAUGAUGUGAAGUGAUGUGUCAUCGCUGGGUUUUAGAGUUUUGUCUUUAAAUUUCCACGGGUUCCAAUCGAGUGGUUUUUUUGGAAACGUGGUUUUGUUGACUUAAAAAAAAAAAAAAAACAGAAAUAAUACGAUUGAGAGCUGAAGUGUCCUGAUGGGAUGGAAGAGGUUUGCGAAGCUUUGGCCUUACUGACACGUUUUUAUUUUUUUCCUUUGUAUAAAAAAACAAAAAAAACAACAAACGUCUCUGUAGGCUUUUCACUACCUCUCAUGUUGGUUAAUUUAUUUCACAUCUAGUUGUCAAUGUACAAGUUGUUUUUACAUCUACUUGAAGCCUAACACUGUAAACAAAAAUGUGCACAGAAAAAUGACUAUGUAUAUGACCAGAGGGGUUCAAGAGAGCGUGGCCUAGUCAACGUUAUUUCUUUUUGUUUGUAUGUAUGUUUGUUUUUAAUUGUGUUGAGCUGAAAUAGAUUUUGCAUCUCUAUAAAGUAUUCAGGAAUCCACUGUCUAAGGGCUAAUCCCAUUUUUGCCUAUGCAAAUCUGUUACUGUGGGUGGGUUGGGAAAGGGCGAGCUACCGCACCUUUCACCUGUUUUAGAUGGACCAUGGUUUACAUUGCCCUUUGCUGAUAUUCUUCAAUCUUACUCAGCAAAAAUGUACGCUUAUUUUUGUUUCUAUAUAAAUAUUAUAUAAAUAUAUAUAAAACAAGUAAUAUACAGAGAAAAUAGUAUAUGCCUUCGUGAUGAUAAAAAAAAAGAAACCUUGCUGAAUACAAAUAAAUGUGUUGUUGUCUGACAUUAUGUGGCUGUGUGCUGGAGUCUUGGUAAGAUGAUGUAGAUGAGUGAACAGUCGACGAGCCGACCGUCUACAACACGAGUAGCUGAUCCUGUGCAGUGUCUCCUCACUGAGGCGGUGAAAGACUUUAUUUAUUCAAGGAGCAAACACUUCAUGACUGUGUCUGUGACAAACGUUGUUCUCCAGCCCCGGCCUGUGGUCUCAAUAAGGUAUCCGGGGUCACCCAGUACUUGUCCAUGUCAUUUCUCACUGUAACAUUUUGGUCAUUUAAAAAGCAAGACUAUGUAACCUCUGCUAAAGGAAGCUGGUGACCAAGACCAGACCAGACCGGCUGCAACGCCGAAACCACCGAGUGUAUCGACAAAGGCGGCGUUUGACUAUUUGACUGCUCGUGAUUCUCUUCUGUAAGAGUUAUGGACUCUGUUGUUUCUUCAUGCAAAAGUUACAUGGUCUCACUUUGAAGGGCUGAGUCGAGCAAACCUGGAAACAAGCAGAGAUAUUAUUGGUAUCUGCCUUUUGAGAUGUGCACUGUCCAUAGUUACGUUUUAUAACCAGUAAUUCAUUAAUAAAAUUUAAAAAGAAAUCCCACUUACCAUGAAAUAUUUAACUUUUUUUGUUUAUUUUUCGAUGGUUAUCUUUUUGUCACUGGACACUGCACAGCUGUUGUGAACUUUUAAAUAAGAUACGAACGGAAACAUGUCAUCAGCAAACAGCAGCAGCUUUGUUCCCUGUUCUUCUUCUUGUGUUUGUAGCCACGUCCAGACUAUCACUGUGUGAAUACAGUAGCGUUGAUGCCCAACACGUCAGCAGAAGUGGGGGUUUUCAUGGUUUUUUUUGUAUUAAAUAUUCCAUAAAUGCCAAAUGUAAGGAGAGUCAAAAAGUUGCUACAGGACCGUUCAUUCAGCUAUUUUUUUAUUCAUUAUUUUUACAGAAAACUUAGCUCCUGAACUGAAAUAGAAGCAAGAACACGAGAGUUGACUUUGUACAUAUUUUUCCCCACAAUCCCUCACAGCGUAUAUAUCGUGGACAAGGGCAGACGGGUUUAUCCACUGACGUUGGUUUGAAGCUCGACCUGAGUUUGUGUGUUGGAUCGGUGCCUCUUUAAGCUUCACAUCAGACCUCAAUUUCUCUUUCCGUCUCGCUGUGUGUCUCACUUUCUCUCUCUCUGUCUCUCUGGGGCUCUCACUUCCUCCGUCUGGAACAUCACACUCUACGACACUGUUAAUUUAAGUCGGAGCAGAGACGCCCCCACUUUACAGCAAAAAUCGCACUGAUGUUCGAUCCUCCUACGUGGAAACUGACGCCCUCAUACCGUCUCUCUUUCGUACCUCUUCCUGGAGGUGUUUGUGCUACUUUGGGAAAGAGAUCAUGUUUGUGCAGGUACUGGUUGAAGUUGGCUUUCAACAGUUUUUUAGGCAAUCACCUUUCUCUUUAUUGAUUUCGAUGCCUAAGCCUCUUUGGUUGUGUCACGCCUUUGUAGAUAGAUCACAAGUCAUUGAGCGAUGAACCGCAGGUGAAAAUAAAAAGAAAUUUUACUGUCACUUUAGGCAACAACAAAAAAAGUGAAAUUUUUUUCUAUUCAGCAUGCUUUUUGCUAAAUAAAUGAAAUAAUUCAGUUAUUUGCUAUAAACGAUACUGUAUGAGUAUGUAUUCAAGUACUGCAGUAUGCAGACUAUUAAAAAUAUCAGAAACUCUUUUGAGAGGUUCAUAUUUUUCUUCUAGUACGUUUCACUAAUAUUGAAGGUUAUGGGUACUUCUUGUUUUGAGUGUCUCAUGUUUUAUCAGAAGGACUGAAGGACCCUCUUUGUAUUUACAAAUGUAGAUGGUUGGUUAUUUCCACAUGCAUGAAUUGCAGAGCAACUUUUAUCAGGACAGUUCUAGUGCGGUGGGCUUUUUCUUCAAGGAUUUUGUCAAGCUCAGCUUUUCACUAUUUUUCACUAGCUGCUAAACAAACUUUGGACGAGGGCUGAGAAACCGACUUUUAUUUCCAUCAAGGCAGGUUUAAUUUCCCCCUAGUGGCCACUAAUCGUCCAAAGGCAUCGUUGGGGGACAUUGACUCCUCUCGCAGAACCUUAUGUUGAAACAUAAGGCAGAUGUGACUUCUAAGUGUUCAGGUUUAAGACGCUGAGAUAAAAAAACAUCAGCUGAGCCAGGAAGAGUGAAACUCCUGUGCGACUUCCUCCAACAUCUCAGAGCGCUGUGUCCCGAGACCUGCAGGGGCCGAGCCAGUGCCCUUUAUCGUGACUUUGAAUUUUAUCAAAGAAAACGGAUCGUCGGUCCUUGUGUCCAAAUCUCCAGAGGAUGCAGGAAUUCUCUUAAUUGUAGCAUUGAAAGGACUUUUUAUUAUCUCAUCAGUCCAACCUUGAUGAAACGCCAUCCCGUGUUGUAGCGUAGCACAGGGGGCUCGUCUCAUCUGGCCUCGUCUUACAGGGCUGAGAAUCUGUACUUCAAGACAGAGCCGAUACAAAGUUAACACCACUGAGCCAAUGGGAAUUUGUGCAUUUUGUGAGAAACAUUUAGUUGUAUUGGCAAUUCUCUGCAUGAGAGCACGAAGCAGAUGUGACUUAUCGUUUUCCCUGAGGACAGUAGAAUUCAAGAUUAUAAAGAUGAUUGUCUAGUUUUAGAAAAUGUGAACUCGUUUUGGUGGGUAAAGUUACACAAGCUGUGUGAUACUGUGGUUUAGAUGAGGAGGAGAAGAGUUUGACGUUUUGGAAAACACGUACAUUCACUUUUGUUCGAUGCCGAUCUCAUAUCUGUACUCUAUGAAGCUAGGACCAGCAAGCUCAGACUAGCUAUCCUGGCAUAGUCCACCUUUAAAGACCACUUAUUUAAUCCUGUUAAAUGCAUUAAAAAAAAAAACGUGUUCAAAAACAAUGUAAAAGCAACAAAUUGGUGUUUUUGUUGUGGGAUCAGACUUUCUAACCGUCUGCUAGCUCCAGCUUCAUGAAUCACAGAGGUCGUGUCGAUUUUAAGUGAAUGAACGUAUUUGCCAAAUGUCUAUUCCUUCAAAAAACAUUUAAAAAUAAUAAUUGAGCUGAAUACAAUUUUAACAACACAGGGAAAGAGGGUUGUGUUUACCUGACACAGUGAUCGAUGCAACUGUCGGUGGAUGUAAUGUGCCAAAAAUUAUAAUCAAUGUGAAAGGGGUCAGAGGAAUUGUUGGAAUAUAAGAUCACAUGUUCUGAAAAUGUUCCUCAUGAAACACAUUUUGUUAUUUGUCAUGUCACGUUGUCGCUGCCACACGUUUAUGUGAUUUCUCUGAAUCCACCACGUUCAAAAUAAUCGACUUCACAGACCUUUGUAAACAUUUUGCAUUGUCACUGACGUGGACUCGCAAACCGUGUCAGAUCCAACUGUGUAAGAAAAGAAGCUGUUCACUGUUUUUUUAUACUGUUUUAAUUUAUUUCAACAAAAGGUUUCAUUUCUUUUUUUACUUCGAUUUGAUCUCAAAAGACACAAAUGUUUUAAUUUCACGUUAACAGCGAGUUCAAUUGUUCUACAUCUUGUUCUACGGCUCAGUCUCUGUCUUUGUUUACACGAUGACAUCCUGCAUUACGAGAAAACUCCAAACUACGGUGACUGCCCUUGAAUAUCUGUAAUUUAAAUAGUGCUGCUAGAGAAAGAAAUCUAAAUGUAACAACUUACAAUAAAUAAUUAAUAGAUUUUU
Hippoglossus stenolepis (Pacific halibut) is the source of this 9069-nucleotide messenger RNA. RefSeq names its product regulator of G protein signaling 17 (gene rgs17). Lineage: Eukaryota; Metazoa; Chordata; Actinopteri; Pleuronectiformes; Pleuronectidae. The transcript is spliced from 6 exons. The record is from RefSeq and is a predicted model, not a curated record. Bases 614 to 1243 code for a protein of 209 amino acids.